ACCGUCCGCAUCUACUAGGGUCCGCGAUGGCGUCCGCCGAUUACCGCCCCUACCUGCACGAGCACCGCUCUGACAUGGAGGGCGACCACGUGCGCACGCACGCGGGCCCGGGUCCCGGACCCACCUGCAGGGCGCUCGUGCUCGGCGCGCUCGCGAUCAUGGGGCUGCUGCAGGUGGCGUCCAGCGUGGCCAUACUGCUGCACCUCACGGGAUACCUGCACGAGGUAGACUUCUCAGCAGACUACUCUUCCAUCCAGCAGACAGCAGUGGAGGAUAUUCAGUCCGGACCGAUCCGUGCCGAUGCCCUUAGGGACCCUCGGAAGAGGGACAGGGCGAAGUGUCAGAAGCACCAGAGGGAACCUGUACCAUCAGCCCACCUGCCCAUUAUGGUGCCCAUCAACUACGUCAAGAAGGGAGAGAUCGAGGUCACCAUGAUACAGUGGAAGGAAUCUCACGGGCACCUGCAGAAAAUGAGGUACCAUGACGGACGCCUGCUCAUCGAGGAGGCGGGACUCUAUUCCGUGUACGCCAAGACGUGCUUCCGCUACUACGAGGAGUCUAACACGUCAUCCGAAUACCUCCAGGACGGCAGCACGCAGCUCAUCCAAUACAUCUACCACGAGAAACACACGCAGAACACCAUCAAGCCCAUCGUGCUCAUGAAGAGCGGCAGCACCAAACGCUGGAAGAACCAUUUUUACAAUAUGUACUGUGAGCAGCAGAGCGGCAUCUUCACGCUGAAGGAGGGCGACGGCCUCUUUGUCAAAGUGUCCAACUCGUGGCUCUUGGAUCCGGACCCUGAAGGGAGUUAUUUUGGAGCUUUCAAGAUAAGCAACUGAAAAGUGCUUUCCUUCCUACUGACCGUGGCUGAGCGUACGAUCCGAUCUUGUGAACAUUCUCAAAAUGAAUAAGAACCACUGAGCACUUGUUUUGCAAAAGUACUGACUGUUAUUAUAUAUCCAUGGUGUCUGUUAUGAUGCUGAGAAUGUGCAGAGUUUUUAGAAAUGUCACAAACAUCCUUAAGAUGUAAUUCCACCUAAUCCCAAUAAGCCAUUUGCAAUUUUC
This is a messenger RNA of Scleropages formosus (Asian bonytongue), 1065 nucleotides long. RefSeq names its product tumor necrosis factor ligand superfamily member 11-like. The record is from RefSeq and is a predicted model, not a curated record. Gene Ontology annotation, biological process: immune response. Gene Ontology annotation, molecular function: tumor necrosis factor receptor binding. The transcript is spliced from 4 exons. Gene Ontology annotation, cellular component: membrane. Bases 27 to 839 code for a protein of 270 amino acids. Lineage: Eukaryota; Metazoa; Chordata; Actinopteri; Osteoglossiformes; Osteoglossidae.